AUGACAUCGCAAACUGAGAGGAACACUCAGUCCUUGAGGGAGUCAACGAGAUCUGGAAUUAAGUUACCAAAGCUCCAGCUCCAAAAGUUCAAUGGCGAGCCCACACUGUGGCCAAGCUUCUGGGAGCAAUACUUAAGCAGCAUACAUGAAAACGCUACCCUUUCCAAGAUCGAGAAAUUCCAGUACCUGAGAUCUCUUCUCGUUGGACGGGCGUCUGCUGCGAUUGAGGGACUCCAGGCCACGGAAGCUUGCUAUGAUGAUGCAUUGGAGUUGCUGAAAAAACGUUUUGGUGAUAGACAGAAGAUAGAACACGAGUAUUUCUCCCGUCUGCGUCAACUUUCCCAUAUUCGCUCUUCGCACGAUACUGGUGGACUGAGGAAGAUGUAUGAUCAGACCCAGUCUAGUAUGCGAGGAUUAAAAUCUCUCGGAAUAACUGCUGGAAGUUACGCAGCGAUGAUGAACGACAUUCUCCUGAACGCGUUGCCACAGGACAUGGUUUUGGACUACCAUCGUAGGAAACAGCAACAACCAGCACAACUCGAAAACUCCGAAAGGCAGUUAUAG
Messenger RNA from Ornithodoros turicata, 564 nucleotides. RefSeq lists its product as uncharacterized. The coding region runs from base 1 to 564 and encodes 187 amino acids. The transcript has a single exon. The record is from RefSeq and is a predicted model, not a curated record. Lineage: Eukaryota; Metazoa; Arthropoda; Arachnida; Ixodida; Argasidae.